This is a messenger RNA of Archocentrus centrarchus (flier cichlid), 1483 nucleotides long. RefSeq names its product potassium channel tetramerisation domain containing 12.1 (gene kctd12.1). Bases 102 to 968 code for a protein of 288 amino acids. Gene Ontology annotation, biological process: protein homooligomerization; regulation of G protein-coupled receptor signaling pathway. NCBI's taxonomy places the organism in Eukaryota, Metazoa, Chordata, Actinopteri, Cichliformes, Cichlidae. Gene Ontology annotation, cellular component: signaling receptor complex; presynaptic membrane; postsynaptic membrane. The transcript has a single exon. Gene Ontology annotation, molecular function: protein binding. The record is from RefSeq and is a predicted model, not a curated record.
GCGCACGCACGCAGUAAGCCCAAGCUUCAUAAACGAGCCGCUGCCGCUGUAGCGUCUCAGUGUUUCCACUGAUUCCACAUCAGUGAAGCGGCUCAGAGAAGAUGGCACUGGCCGACACAGAGCGCGGAGUGUCCAGCUGCGGGGAUUCAGGCGCCCCGUUUUCAGAGAUUAUUGAGCUGAAUGUCGGCGGACAGGUUUAUGUUACCAGACACAAAACUCUGAUCGCCGUCCCAGACUCACUCCUGUGGAACAUGUUCAGCAAGAAGUCACCCAAGGAGUUGGCAAGAGACAGCAAAGGGCGCUUCUUCUUGGACAGGGAUGGGUUCUUGUUCCGCUACAUCCUCGAUUAUCUCCGAGACCUGAACUUGGUCCUCCCGGACUACUUCCCCGAGAAAAGUCGACUGCAGAGGGAGGCGGACUUUUUCCAGCUGCGGGACCUCGCAAAACGUCUCAGCCCCCGGGUGAGCAAAGAAAAUUCAAUCAGUGAGGAGAUCAGCCAGAGCGACACAGAAGACGGCGCGCAGCAGUGCGGCUCCUCCGGUGGCUUGGAGACUUUACGCACCAUGUCUGUCAGCGGAGCCAUGCGCUCCCCCUCUCUAGAUUCCAGAAAGUCCGGCUAUAUUACGAUAGGAUACCGUGGCUCGUACACUAUUGGCAGAGACAUCCAAACCGAUGCGAAAUUCAGGAGAGUGGCGCGCAUCACGGUUUGCGGUAAGACAUCUCUGGCCAAAGAAGUGUUUGGGGACACGCUGAAUGAGAGCAGAGACCCGGACAGGCCCCCUGAGAGAUACACAUCCCGGUACUAUCUCAAGUAUAAUUUUCUAGAGCAGGCAUUUGACAAGCUGACAGAAGCGGGCUUCCACAUGGUGGCCUGCAGCUCCACAGGCACCUGUGCCUACACCAGCAAUGAUCCAAAUGAGGACAAAAUUUGGACAAGCUACACUGAAUAUGUUUUCUGUCGGGAAUAACCAACACUAUCCAUGCCACGUUUAUGUAAAUAUACAUUUCAUAACGUAGAGGAAUGUCUUCGAAAAGUAUUGCAUUUGCUGUGCUGAAUGGUUACAUUUGUAACGGAGUGACUGCCAAAUAUUGCUCCAUCAUUGCCAGAAAUUAGACGCAAAAAUGCCCCCAAAUUGGUUCUACACAGAAGAUUCUGUCAAGAUGGCGAGAAAAGAUGAUGAGCAGGGGACCUUUUGAGAUAAUAAACUCAAAGCACUGCAAACAUCAUCUCCAUCUCAUAGAACUGCAUGUCAAUGUUUCAGUCAUAUCUGACUCAGUGCUGUGCGAAUUGAGUGGCAUCCAGGAACAGACCAGCAGCAAUUAGUAUUCAGUGUCAUUGUGACUUCUAGGCUUGCUCGAGCACUUGUUUGGCCAAGUUUUGUAUUAUCUAAUAGGCUCUUAUAGCAGUUCUAUCACUGACAGGAUUGUAAGUGUAUGUGAAAUGUUGGUAGAGUUGUAUUUGUUAUAAACUUGUUCAUUAUAA